Amphiprion ocellaris (clown anemonefish) is the source of this 1267-nucleotide messenger RNA. It is a transcript of the gene nicol1, whose product is annotated as chromosome 23 C4orf48 homolog. The record is from RefSeq and is a predicted model, not a curated record. The coding region runs from base 16 to 288 and encodes 90 amino acids. The transcript is spliced from 3 exons. NCBI's taxonomy places the organism in Eukaryota, Metazoa, Chordata, Actinopteri, Pomacentridae.
GAUCGGAUCCUCGCCAUGGCGUCCAGUGGUUUGGUGCAGGCGGCGGUGCUGCUUCUGGCGGUGCAGCUCGUCUGUCUCGGUGCAGCUGAUGCGGAUCAGGACACUGGGACUGUCAUCCCUGCUGAAAGUCGCCCCUGUGUGGACUGUCAUGCCUUUGAGUUUAUGCAGAGGGCGCUGCAAGACCUAAAGAAGACUGCAUUCAACCUGGAUGCCAGGACGGAGACGCUGGUGCUGAGGGCGGAGAGGAGGGCUCUGUGCGACUGUAUGCCCACCAACUCACUGCGCUGAACCCGACUUACGCCAGAGGACGCUUCCACCUGCCAUCACACCACUGACAACAACCCUGCUCCUAACCUCUACUCAUGUACAGAGAUUCUCAUGUUAACUUAUUUACACAAUAGGCACUUUAUUUUCUUUUCUCUCAUGUUACCGUUGAGUGAAGCUAUGAGUUGAAGUCAUGCAUCAGAAGGCAUGUUCUUGUUUUGCCUUAUUUCGGGGCGACUUUUCUACCACUGAUGUUUGACAUUGUGAAUCACGCGCCUGUGGACUUAGUUUGAUUGUUGCCAUCGACAGCUCUCAUCUGUCUCCUACGAAGCGUAAAUGAUUUUUUUGUACUUUUUAGUAUUUGACUGUAUAAUGUAGAUACAGUAGAAUGCAUCUGUAAAUUUACUUGUUGAAUGUGUUGUAUGAGAUUAAUGUUUACACACAUCAAACUGUAGCAUCACAUGGAGUUUAUUUAACUGCUCAAAGUAAUAUUUCAGUUUUAAUUCGUUAUUUAAACUCUUACUAGGAAUCUGACUGUAAUUUCACUAAUUAAAAUGAACGGAUUUGCAGACUGCAGAGGAAUUAGGGUAACUUCCAAAUGAAAGUUACUUUUCUCUGGAUGAAGGAAAUGUGAGGUUUGACCAUAUUUUGUAGGUUUUGAUUUAGCACAGCACUGUAGCAUGAAUUUACAGCACUUUCUGUUACCUAUUGUUAAUAUAGAUUGUAUGUAUAGAUUAUGUAUAUGUACAUGGAUACAUGUAAUGGAGGUGUCUACAGACUUUGUCUUCUCUGUCUGACAAAGGUGUAUGCAAGCAUAGUGAUGAACUACACGGUAUCAGAUGUACUGCAUCAUCAGCAGGGGAAGGGAGGGAAUGUGGAGGAAGACACAAUAAUCGUCUUAUUGUUGCUUGUUCAUGAGCAGCCAACUUUGUUAACAUUAUGUCACAAGAAGACCCAUUUAUUGUCUUAAUGUUGUACCUAUAAAUAAAAACAAUGACCUUUA